AUGGCCGAUGGCGACGACCCCGCCGCCUUCUCCGCCGCCGUCACAACCGGUGGGCUGACCCACGUGGCCGCCGUCGCUGCCAUGCCGCCGCCCCCUGCCCGCCGGCCCGGAUUGGCGCCGUCCCGGCCGGUGGCCACCGCGCCGGUGGCGAAGCCGGCGAAGGGACGAGGAGGCAGCGUAAAACGGCCGGCCAACCGCAGCCGCAACCCGUCCGACAGUUCUACGCGGCCGGUGAAGGUCUCUAAGGCGGCCGCGGCAGCUCGGGGCGACGACUCGCAGACCGUGCGGCCGGCGGCCUCCUCCAGCAGCCACACAUCCAUUCCUCAACGUCCCCCGCCGCCACCGCCGGCCGUGGAGGAAGAUGUGGCCACGCCGACGGCCACCGCCUCCAACAUGUUCGACGAAAUGUCGCAAAGUGUUGAUGAUGAAGCUUUCAUGCACGCAACAAAUGUGGCAAAUGAUAAUUACUUGUAUGAGUCACAAGAAUAUGAAACCCAAUAUGAUGAUGACAAUCUUGAUGUGGACGAUGAGGGCUUUGUUGUCAAGGGAAGAAGUGGAAAUUAUACCACCGUGGAGGAUAAAAUGAUUGCACAAGGAUUGUUUCGAGAGAGGAACAUGAAAGGCGAGAAGAAGAAAAGGAAAGGAAAAGCUUUCACUUUUCAUCAUUGCUACAAAGAGCUCAAGGAUGUGGAGAAGUGGAAAACUAGAGAGACUUUUGAAUCAUCGAAGAAGAAGAGUGUGUUGCUUGAGGAUGAAGAAGAUGUCGCCAUUGAGGAGACGAGCCCCACUCCUCACUCCGCGACAAAAUCUUAUAGGCCCGAUGGAAACAAGAAAGCGAAGGGAACCAAGGCCAGAGAGAAUGAUCUCAAGGAAGGAUUUGAUGCCAUUGUCAUGCCAAGGAAAGAGUAUGCCGAAGAGAAAAGAAUCUUGAAGCUCAAGGAAAUAGAGGAGAGGAGUGAGGCCGAGCGGCGAAGGGCGGCGGCCAAGGAGAAGAGGGCGGCAGCCGAGGAGAGAUUGGCCGCGGCCGAGGAGAGGAAGGUGGACCUAGAGGAGAAGAAGGCCGCGGCCGACGAGAGGAAGAUGGUUGAGGAGAGGACACUCAAGUUUAUGUUUAUGGACACAUCAACUCUUGAUGCCAAGGCAAAGGCAUAUGUUGAACUUUGUCGCGAUGAAAUGCUCAUGAAGAAGCAAAUGGUCAUGAGGCAAAUGAUGAUGGGAGGAGGCAUGGGAGGUGCCAUGGGAGGAGGCAUGGGAGAUGCCAUGGGAGGAGGCAUGGGAGGUGCCAUGGGUGGUUACAUGAACAUGAUUGGUGGUUCCAUGAAUGGUGCAUUUGGCGGAAACAUGGGAGGUGGCUUUGGCGGCAACAUGGAAGGUGGCUUUGGCGGCAUGGGAGGUGGCUUUGGCGGCAACAUGAUGGGUGGCUUGGGAGGUGGCUAUGGCGGCAACAUGAGUGGCGUUGGAGGUGGAUAUGGCGGCAACAUGGGACGCAAUAAAGAUGCUUCCGGUGGUGCUCACGGCAACGAGAGUUCACCGCUUCUUGAGAACGUCGACAAAGACGGUGGUGGAGAUGAUGAUCAUACCACGGUUCACAACGCCGGUGGUGUUGAUGACCCGCAUGAGUAA
This is a messenger RNA of Aegilops tauschii subsp. strangulata, 1623 nucleotides long. Lineage: Eukaryota; Viridiplantae; Streptophyta; Magnoliopsida; Poales; Poaceae. The record is from RefSeq and is a predicted model, not a curated record.